GCGCGAAUAAAAAUAGACACGAUCCAUAUUUCAAAAACCAUUCAGAUUAGAUAUAAAAAUUUAAAAAAUUGCGAUGUUGACUAUUUUUGAAACAAUAUUUUUUGUUCUCAGUUACAUUUAAGUCUAAUAUCACGCCGCUAAAAUGAGAGUGAAUUUUCAGUGGUCCUUGUGUAGCUCGAUCUUGAUUCGCAGUUGACGUGGGCCGUCGUCUGUUUUGAUUUGGGGGACCCUUGUUAUACCACAUUCCUGGAGCUUCGAAAGUUCAUGAGUUACAGGUCUCUCCUGGGGGUGGCGGUAACAGCGUGAGGCCAUGGAGGAGCAGACUGGAUCUCCCGGAGCCAACACUGACAACAGCAGCAGCCAGAGGAACGGGGAGGAGAAGCCCCGGCGCUCCAGCUGGACCAAGGGCAGGAAGAGGAAGAAGCCGGUGAAGGACAGCAACGCCCCCAAAGCCCCGCUCACGGGCUACGUGCGCUUCAUGAACGACCGGCGCGAGCAGCUGAGGGCCGAGAGGCCCGACGUCCCCUUCCCCGAAAUCACCAGGAUGCUGGGCAACGAGUGGAGCAAGCUGCCCCCCGACGAGAAACAGCGUUACCUGGACGAGGCUGAGAAGGAUAAGGAGCGCUACAUGCAGGAGCUGGAGAAGUACCAGAAGACUGAGGCGUACAAGCACUUCACCCGCAAGCUGCAGGACAAGAAGAAGGGCAAGCAGCACAGAGGGGAUGUGGCACGCCAGGUUACCCAUGAAUCCCUGCACGAGAAGGAUGCCGAGGGGAAGGAGAGGUCUGUUUUUGACAUUCCCAUCUUCACCGAGGAGUUUCUCAACCACAGCAAAGCGCGCGAGGCGGAGAUGCGCCAGCUGAGGAAGACCAACAUGGAGUACGAGGAGCGCAACGCGGCGCUGCAGAAGCACGUGGAGAGCAUGCGCGGGGCGGUGGAGCGGCUGGAGGGAGACGUGCUGCAGGAGCGCAGCCGCAACACGCUGCUGCAGCAGCACCUGGACACGCUGCGACACGCCCUGACCAGCAGCUUCAGCGGCCUGGCCCUGCCUGGAAGUGGAGAGGUGCCCACGCUGGAAACCAUCGACUUGUACAUGAAGAAGCUGCACGCCAUCAUCCUGGCCAACCCUCAGGAGCACGAGGCUCUGAUCAACACCAUCAGAGAGGUGGUCAGCCGCCUGGACAGGUAAUUUUGCACCCCCAGACUUCAAGGAGAGUUGAGCUGCACAUCGUACCUGUGUGUGUCCACUGAGGCUGUUUUAGUGAGGUCAGCUACCUUUCUCACUGCACCCCCAUCCCCAUUUUAAGAUGCCUUUUAUUCAUUUAUUAGCCAAUAUUGGGGUCCAGAUUCAGUGUAACCGCAAUCGCGUGGAGAAUUUAAGCAAGCACUCCUUCUGCUGUUUCUUCCAUAACUGCACAUGGUCAGUGGCUGCUGAAAUUGAAGGUGAGCUUGGUUCAGGAAUUGCUUGCUUAAAUUCAGUACCAAUAGUUGAAUGCAAAGCCCAUUGGAUUUCUGUAAUCUGGCUCGGAAUCUUAGGUUAUUUAUUUUGUACUGUUUUUGUAGGAGUUUUCCAAGUCGAAUUUGUAUCAUAUAACGCCACACCAAAUUCUGAAUUUGCAGAAGUAUUUUGAAUGAGUUGCAGAGGCAAUAUGCACAUUCCCCAUUAACCUCUGUGUUAAUGGAAUUGUUUUCCUUUCUUUUUUUAAGUAGGACUAGAAAGUCUGCAGUUCAAGUAAAAAGAUACACACUGUGAACAUCUGUGUCUCCAACCUAUUCGAUUGCCUGCUUUUUUUUUCUUUUCUUUUUUAAACAAAAACAAAAAAACAUUUUUACUUUUGUUCAGAUGUUUUAAACCAUCAGAAUUUUAGCCAUUUUAGUGUUUGUUUGCUGGCAAUGGCGAGACUUGGCUGGAGGGGGUGAGAAUGAAAGACGUUCCAUUUUUAAUCUUGUUUUGCUUGUGAAGGAAGCACUAUUCACGUUCAAAGGCAGUUUAUCACAAGUUAAGCAUUACUGAAUAUAGUUGUGCCAGUGUUUGAAUUGUUUGUAUGUUGUAAUGGAAAAAGUACUUAAAUGUUCCAAAAUAUUGUGUUGUUGAAUAAAACGGUUUUGCAGUA
Molecule: messenger RNA, 2114 nt
Organism: Anguilla anguilla (European eel)
Lineage: Eukaryota; Metazoa; Chordata; Actinopteri; Anguilliformes; Anguillidae
Gene: hmg20a
Product: high mobility group 20A
Exons: 9
Coding region: 311-1189 (292 amino acids)
Biological process (GO): regulation of gene expression
Cellular component (GO): nucleus
Source: RefSeq, a predicted model, not a curated record